This is a messenger RNA of Gadus morhua (Atlantic cod), 2600 nucleotides long. RefSeq names its product cilia and flagella associated protein 100 (gene cfap100). NCBI's taxonomy places the organism in Eukaryota, Metazoa, Chordata, Actinopteri, Gadiformes, Gadidae. The record is from RefSeq and is a predicted model, not a curated record. The transcript has 15 exons. The coding region runs from base 209 to 2023 and encodes 604 amino acids.
CAUAACAACCCAACACACUACAUGGACGUCGUUGAACGAUCAGCGAAACUAUCAUGCAUUACCGAUUCAAUACUUUGGGUGAAAGUAGAUAAUAGGUCGCAGGGUAUGAUCACGACACCUGCCUAAAAUUGACCAUCUAAAUGACAUAAAGGGUGUCAAACCAAAGUGCAUCAGAAGACUUAAUUUAGGAGAUAAGUCGCCGACUGCGAUGCCGUCGCCAACCUCGGUCUCCUUAAGCCCUCUGCGAGUCAAAGACCGCCCCCUGGAACCAUGUGAACCAGACGGGAGAAAGAAGCCCCAGCAGAGUCCCUCCAAACUCCCCGAGGACAAACACUUCCUCCUGCACACAGCUGGCCAGGAGCACCAUCGAGAAGAGACGCGUCGCUACCUGGCGCUGCCGGUCCAUGAGAAGCUGUCCUACAUGGGGCGCAUGAAGGCCUCCCAGAGGGAGAUGAGGAAGGAGCUGGAGCCAGAGCAGGAGCAGGAGCAGGAGGGGGGCGACAGCCUGGCCCUGGGCAACCCGGCAAUGAGAAUGGCCAUGAUCAGACGAAGAAACAUAAAGAAAGAGAGCAUGCAGGAGUUCCUGUACAAGAGGCGGGAGUUGUUUCGGCAGGAAUACUCUGUGAUGGUGAAGCGGGCUGAGAUCCAGAGGCUGGAGGAGGCCCACUGCCUGGAGGAGCAGCGGAUGCAGAAGGCCGAGCAGCUGCUGGAGCAGGACCAGCUCCUGUUUGAGAAGUUCCUGAAGGAGAACAACCAGAACUCGGUGGAAGCCAUUCAGAUUGCUGAAAAAGAGACCAAGUGCAAACUGGAGAAGAUGGCUGAGAUCAAGAAAUUUACAACGGAAAUGCUCUCAAUUAAAAGUGACAUCUCAAAGAAGGAGGAGAAGCUGAAGGAGUAUCAGAUGUACAAGGACUUCCUGUUCAAGCUGUCCCCUCCGGACUGGAGGGAGGCCCAGCAGGCCAAGACCCAGCAGGCCAAAGACCUGCACGCCAAGGCCCACGAAGCCAAAGGCCUGCUAGGCAAGGCUGGCCUAGCCACUGCCCAGCCAGCCAAGGCCCGGUCAGGCAAAGCCAAGCCAGCGAAGGCCCAGCCACACAGGGCAAAGGCAACACAGGUGGACCGAGACACGGCUGCCGACCAGGACCAAGGAAAGGAUCCAGAGAGCAAGGGAGGAGGGACAAAGCAUGAGGGUUCCCCAAGGAAAGUGUCCGCUCAUGGUCCAAAGCUCCCGCCCAUCAGAGACCCCAAGCACCGGUCCUCAGCCAUGAGCACCGCCAGACAGACACCUGAAUCCAACCCCAGCUCUGAUGGCUCUGACUAUGAGGAGGAGCCAGAGCUGUACUUCACAGAGCCGGAGCAGCUCCUGGACCUGCUGACGGAGCUGGAGGAGCAGAACCUCACGCUGAUCCAGAACUCCAGAGAGACCGAGGAGGACCUGGAGGACCUCCAGCGCACCACGGCCACGAGCAAGAAGAAGACGGAGAGGGACACGGAGCAGCUGAGAGCCCAGAUAGACAUCAUAUCCCAGACCAUCACCGCAGAGAAGGAGCAAGCCGCAGAGCUGGAGCUGAAGGCCCGCCUCUACAACUUUGGGAAAUGUAAAUCAGUGGAAGAGGACCUGAUGCUGGAGGCCCUCGGCCGCAAGGUGGAGGAGGUGUACCGCUGCUGUGUGGGCGAUAUACAGGCCAACCUCACCACCAUCCAGAUGCUGGCAGUCAUCGAGAGCCACCUGCUGCAGCUCCUUGAGAACAUGGAGAACAUACCCCGGGACACCUUGGACCAGGUGGAGAAGAUGAAGGACCGGGAGAGGAGGAUGAGGCAACGCGUGCAGAAGCUCGAGCAGCAGAAGGAGCACCAGGAGGACCGACUGAAGAAGGCCAUGGAGAGGACUCAGGCCAACAGCAGGAAAACAAAUAACAGACGGCUGAUGCCCAGAUCCAAGCCUGUUACAGCAAAGAUCAAGUUCAACAACGUGAACAACAGCUCGGAACAGGACGAGCUGCACGCCUACUUCUUCACCUGAAGAAGCAUAGCCUUAGUAGUAGCCUUAGGUAUAUCCUACACUAAUAAAAUGAUUAGAUGCAUGUGUAUAUUAAAGAAUCUGGCUUUUCCCUUUUACAAUGUCAAGCAAGUCAAGCUGAAGGUCUGGCAAAUCCCUUGUUAAAAGUGGUUAUAGAAUGCCAUACGGUACGAGAUUGAUUCGCCCUAACAAGCCGUUUUGUGUUUUAGUGAUGAGUGGGAGUGUCCACCUAGAUGUAUGAUGGAUAGAUGAGCAUAAUUUGCUUCAGAUUUUGAACGGCUUGAAAUGGCUAAACAACACUAACACUUUUGGGCCUAAUAUAACCCCUUAAAAAAAAAAAAGGUACUGCAGCUAAGAUCUUACAUCUAAUGUUUGAGUCACUUAUUAGAAAUUCCCUAGCCAUCCAGUUUUAGAAAUGCAUUGAGAAUAUUUGUUUUGAGUUGACCUUGCCUGCAUCUUAAUCCUUGAUGCCAAUUCUUGUCGGGUUAAACAUGGUCUGGAAUAACAAUACAUUUUGCUUUCGCAUGUCAAUUGCAAGAAGAAUCGUUACUAAUGAAAAAUAAAUUUUGAGAUCGGCAAA